AUGUUUUUUCCUUUUUUUAUUCUUUCGUGGAUUUUUUUUCCUUUUUUUUUUUAUUGUUUCCUGGAUUUUUUUUCCUUUUUUUAUUCUUUCCUGGAUUUUUUUUUCCUUUUUAUUCAUUUAGAAUUUUUGUUUUUUUUUCUCUCAUUUUUCUUUUCUUUUUGUCAUUUUUAUAAAUUUUCCUGCUUUCCAUUUCUUUCUUACCUAUUUCUAUUUUCCCCAUCAGGCUUUUUUUUAUUUUGUGGUACUUGUUCCUUUUUCAAUUUGCUCAAAUUUGUCAAAUAUACUUUUUUUUCCUUUUUAUAUUCUUUCCUGGACUUUUUUCCUUUUUUUAUUCUUUCCUGGAUUUUUUUCCUUUUUUUAUUCUUUCCUGAAUUUUUUUCCUUUUUUUUAUUCUUUCCUGGAUUUUUUUCCUUUUUUUAUUCUUUCCUGGAUUUUUUUCCUUUUUUUAUUCUUUCCUAUUUUUUUUUUCCUUUUUUUUUUUAUUUUCCUGGAUUUUUCCUUUUUUAUUCUUUCCUGGAUUUUUUUCUUUUUUUUAUUCUUUCCUGGAUUUUUUUUCUUUUUUUAUUCUUUCCUGGAUUUUUUUCCUUUUUUUAUUCUUUCCUGGAUUUUUUUCUUUUUUUUAUUCUUUCCUGA
Molecule: messenger RNA, 633 nt
Organism: Acanthosepion pharaonis
Lineage: Eukaryota; Metazoa; Mollusca; Cephalopoda; Sepiida; Sepiidae
Source: the annotation of a GenBank genome assembly